CACACUCUCACACGCUCUCACACACGCUCUCACACACACCGCCGAGUGAGCGAGCGACCGACCGACCAGCCCUCCCUCUCUCUCUCUCUGUAUCUACCUCCCUCCCUUUCUCUCCCUCCAUCCACACUUCCCCGGCUCUAUUCUUUCCAUUCUGCGUGCGCUGCGUCUGGCUCGGGUAGAGAUCGGCGUUCCCUGGAAUUACAAAAAAAAAAAAGCAUGGCCGGUUGCUAGGUGGCAACGAGGCUGGAUGCUCGGAUGCGCCGGGGAGCUUUAAUUUUUUUAUUUUUUCACGAUGAUACACAAGCCGUCACAUCGCCAGUGCUGAGUUAGCGUUUGAGCGUCCAAAUUGGCCAAAGGAGAGAAGGCUACACUGUGUUCCAAGCCUGCAUCGGAUGGGAGUGGGAAGACUGCAACUACAGCUGCUCUGAAAAUUCCAAUUUCUUUGCACUUUCAACUCAGGAAUUUUUCACUUUUUAUUGACAAAUCAUUCCAGGAUUACCUCUCAGACUCCUCAAUGCGUCUUCGGACAAUUUCAGAAUCGUAAGCGCAGGAGUUGUACACCAUGGAGUUUCAGAGCGCAACUACGGCAGGGUUACCGGGUCCGCUUUCGCCCGGUCCCCUGUCCCCGUCUUCGGACUACGCCGGAGCCGUAUCCCCCAGCGGACUUCCAGGACCUUCUCACAGGGGCAGUCCAGGUCGAGGUUCUAGCCCCAGCAGGAGCCCAAUCAGGGGGGCAAGUCCGGGACCGAGUUACUCCGGUCAAGCGGCGUUCAACUACAACCAGCUCGAAGGGAGGUUUAAACAGCUACAAGAUGAGCGUGAGGCUGUCCAGAAGAAGACCUUCACUAAGUGGGUGAACUCUCACCUGUCUCGAGUGUCCUGCAGGAUCACUGACCUGUACAUGGACCUAAGGGACGGACGCAUGCUCAUCAAACUGCUGGAGGUGCUGUCCGGGGAGAGGCUGCCCAAACCCACCAAAGGGCGCAUGAGGAUCCACUGUCUGGAGAACGUGGACAAAGCUCUGCAGUUCCUGAAGGAGCAGAGGGUGCACCUGGAGAACAUGGGGUCACAUGACAUUGUCGACGGCAACCACAGACUCACACUGGGACUCAUCUGGACCAUCAUCUUACGCUUCCAGAUUCAAGACAUCAGCGUGGAGACGGAAGACAACAAGGAGAAGAAGUCUGCUAAAGAUGCUCUGCUGCUGUGGUGUCAGAUGAAGACCGCAGGCUAUCCAAACGUGAACAUCCACAACUUCACCACGAGCUGGAGAGACGGCAUGGCCUUCAACGCUCUCAUUCACAAACACAGACCGGACCUGAUCGACUUUGACAAGCUGAAGAAAUCCAACGCUCACUACAAUCUGCAGAAUGCCUUCAACCUGGCCGAGCAGCACCUGGGCCUCACCAAACUCCUGGACCCCGAAGACAUCAGCGUGGACCACCCUGACGAGAAAUCCAUCAUCACCUACGUGGUCACUUACUACCACUACUUCUCCAAGAUGAAGGCUCUGAAGGUGGAGGGCAAGAGGAUUGGAAAGGUUUUGGACAAUGCCAUCGAAACAGAGAAGAUGAUAGAGAAGUACGAGUCCCUGGCCUCAGACCUUCUGGAGUGGAUCGAGCAGACCAUCAUCAUCCUCAACAACAGGAAGUUUGCAAACUCUCUGGUGGGAGUUCAACAGCAGCUGCAGGCCUUCAACACCUACCGCACCGUGGAGAAACCCCCCAAGUUCACAGAGAAGGGAAACCUGGAGGUGCUGCUGUUCACCAUCCAGAGUAAAAUGAGAGCCAACAACCAGAAGGUCUACACCCCAAGAGAAGGAAAACUCAUCUCAGACAUCAACAAGGCGUGGGAGCGUCUGGAGAAGGCGGAGCAUGAGAGGGAGCUCGCCCUCAGGACAGAGCUGAUUCGUCAGGAGAAACUGGAGCAGCUCGCCCGCCGCUUUGACAGGAAAGCCGCCAUGAGAGAGACGUGGCUGAGCGAGAACCAGCGCCUCGUCUCCCAGGAUAACUUUGGAUUUGACCUCCAGGCUGUAGAAGCUGCCACCAAGAAACAUGAAGCCAUCGAAACAGACAUCGCAGCCUACGAGGAGAGAGUGCAGGCCGUGGUUGCCGUGGCGAGGGAGCUGGAGGCGGAGAGUUACCAUGACAUCAAACGCAUCACUGCACGUAAAGACAACGUGAUCCGGCUGUGGGAGUAUCUGCUGGAGCUGCUGAAGGCCAGGAGGCACCGUCUGGAGAUGAACCUGGGGCUGCAGAGGGUCUUCCAGGAGAUGCUCUACAUCAUGGACUGGAUGGACGAGAUGAAGAUGCUGCUGCUGUCUCAGGACUAUGGGAAACAUCUGCUGGGAGUGGAGGACUUGCUACAGAAACACGCUCUGGUCGAGGCCGAUAUCGGGAUCCAGGCCGACCGCGUCCGCAAUGUCAACAGCAACGCACAGAAAUUCGCCAACGACACUGAUGGCUACAAGCCAUGUGACCCUCAGAUCAUCAGAGACCGCGUGGCCCACCUGGACUUCUGUUACCAGGAGCUGAGUCAGCUGGCCGCAGAGCGCAGGGCUCGUCUGGAGGAGUCCAGGAGACUGUGGAAGUUCUUCUGGGAGAUGGCCGAGGAGGAGGGCUGGAUCCGUGAGAAGGAGCAGAUCCUCUCCUCUGAGGACUAUGGCAAAGACCUGACCGGAGCCGUACGUCUCCUGAGCCAACACAAGGCCUUCGAGGACGAGAUGAGUGGACGAGGAGCUCACCUGCAGCAGACCAUCAGGCAGGGAGAGGAGCUGGUGGCCAACAAUCACUUUGGAGCAGACAAGAUCAAAGAGAGAAUCCAGGACCUCCAGGACCAGUGGGCGGCUCUAGAGCGCCUCUCUGCUGUCCGCAAAGCCAAACUACAAGAAGCCUGUAACCAGCAUCAGUUCCAGGCUGAUGCAGAUGACAUUGACACCUGGAUGUUGGACGUGUUGAGAAUCGUCUCCUCUGUGGAUGUGGGUCAUGAUGAGUUCUCCACUCAGGCUCUGGUGAAGAAGCACAAAGAUGUGGCCGAGGAGAUUUCCAGCUACAGACCUGUGAUCGACGCCCUCCACGAACAGUCCAAAACCCUGCCCCCCGAGAAGGCCAACUCUGAGGAGGUGCAGAGCAGGCUGGCUGGGAUAGAGGAGCGUUAUAAGGAGGUGGCAGAGCUGACCCGUCUGAGGAAGCAGGCCCUGCAGGACGCUCUGUCUCUGUAUAAGAUGAUGAGUGAAGCCAACGCCUGUGAGCUCUGGAUCGACGAGAAGGAGCAGUGGCUCAACAGCAUGGAGAUCCCUGAGAAACUGGAGGACCUGGAGGUGGUGCAGCACCGCUUUGAGAGUUUGGAGCCGGAGAUGAACAGCCAGGCUUCGCGGGUCGCUGUGGUGAACCAGGUGGCCCGUCAGCUCCUGCACAGUGGACACCCCAGCGAGAAGGAGAUCAAGACCCAGCAGGACACUCUCAACACAAGGUGGGGUCAGUUCCGAGACCUGGUGGAUCAGAAGAAGGACAGCCUGAACUCAGCUCUGGGGGUUCAGAACUACCACCUGGAGUGCAACGAGACCAAGUCCUGGAUCAAGGAAAAAACCAAGGUGAUCGAGUCGACCCAGGAGCUGGGGAACGACCUGGCGGGUGUGAUGGCGCUGCAGAGGAAACUGACGGGGAUGGAGAGGGACCUGGCCGCCAUCGAGGAUAAACUGGGAGACCUGGACAAAGAGGCCGAGCGUCUGGCCUCAGAACAUCCCGAGCAGUCUGAGGCCAUAAAGGGACAGCUGCAGAACAUCAAUGGGGUCUGGGCUGAGAUGAAGGACACCAUGAAGAACCGUGAGGAGUCUCUGGGCGAGGCCUCGAAGCUGCAGCAGUUCUUUAGGGAACUGGAUGACUUCCAGUCGUGGCUCUCUCGCACACAGACAGCCAUCGCUUCUGAGGACAUGCCCAACACUCUGACCGAGGCCGAGAAGCUGCUGGCCCAACAUGAGAACAUCAAGAACGAGAUCCGAAACUAUGAGGAGGACUACCAGAAGAUGAGGGACAUGGGAGAGAUGGUGACACAGGGUCAGACUGACGCUCAGUACAUGUUCCUGAGGCAGAGGCUGCAGGCGCUGGACACUGGCUGGAACGAGCUGCACAAGAUGUGGGAGAACCGCCAGAACCUCCUGUCCCAGUCCCACGCGUACCAGAUGUUCCUCAGAGACACCAAACAGGCCGAGGCCUUCCUCAACAACCAGGAGUACGUCCUGGCACACACAGAGAUGCCCACUACACUGGAGGGGGCAGAGGCUGCCAUCAAGAAGCAGGAGGACUUCAUGACCACGAUGGACGCCAACGAGGAGAAGAUCGGAGCUGUGGUGGACUCAGGGCGCCGCCUAGUGUCCGACGGCAACAUCAACGCAGACCGCAUCCAGGAGAAGGUCGACUCCAUCGAAUCCAGACGUAAGAAGAACCGAGAAGCCGCCAGUGAGCUGCUGAUGAGGCUGAAGGACAACAGAGACCUGCAGAAGUUCCUCCAGGACUGUCAAGAGCUGUCUCUGUGGAUAAACGAGAAGAUGCUGACGGCCCAGGACAUGUCUUAUGACGAGGCCAGAAACCUCCACAGUAAAUGGCUGAAGCACCAGGCCUUCAUGGCUGAGCUGCAGUCCAACAAGGAGUGGCUGGACAAGAUCGAGAAGGAUGGACAGACGCUGAUGGCAGAGAAGCCUGAGACCGAGGCCAUGGUGAAGGAGAAGCUGUCGGCUCUGAAGGGCAUGUGGGGCGAUUUGGAGGGCACCACUCAGACCAAAGCCAAGUGUCUGUUCGACGCCAACAAAGCCGAGCUGUUCACCCAGAGCUGUGCCGACCUGGACAAGUGGCUGGAGAAUCUGGACGGCCAACUCAUGUCCGAUGACUACGGCAAAGAUCUCACCUCAGUCAACAUCCUGCUCAAGAAACAACAGAUGCUGGAGAGUCAGGUGGAGGUGCGGCAGAAGGAGGUGGAGGAGCUGCAGUCUCAGUCCCAGGCCCUGAGUCAGGAGGGGAAAGGCUCAGAGGAGGUGGACGGACAGAGAGUCAGCGUGGAGAGGAGGUUCCAGUCUCUCCAGUCCCCACUGCAGAAGAGGAGAGACAUGCUCAUGGCCUCCAGGGAGAUCCACCAGUUCAACAGGGAUGUGGAGGAUGAGAUUCUGUGGGUGGAAGAGAGAAUGCCGUUGGCCACUUCCACAGACCAUGGACACAACCUACAGACGGUUCAGCUGCUCAUCAAGAAGAACCAGACUCUUCAGAAGGAGAUCCAGGGCCACCAGCCUCGUUAUGACGACAUCUUUGAGCGCAGCCAGAGCGUCCUGAGGCAGAACACCCCCACAGCAGAGGCCAUCAAGCACAGACUGUCUGAGCUCCAGGCUCUGUGGGCCCAGAUCAGGCAGGAGACUGAGAACAGACAUCAGAGGCUGAGCCAGGCCCAUGAAGCACAACAGUACUACUUCGACGCAGCAGAGGCCGAGGCCUGGAUGAGUGAACAGGAGCUCUACAUGAUGUCUGAGGAGAAGGCCAAGGAUGAGCAGAGUUCUGUGGCCAUGUUGAAGAAGCACCAGAUCCUGGAGCAGGCUGUGGAGGACUACGCAGACACUGUGCACCAGCUCUCCUCGACCAGCAGGGGGCUGGUGGCCGCUGGACAUCCAGACAGCGAGCGUAUUGGCAUGCGUCAGUCCCAGGUGGAUAAACUCUACGCAGGGCUGAAGGACCUGUCUGAGGAGCGCAGGGGCAAACUGGACGAGCGCUUCAGGCUGUUCCAGUUGAACAGAGAAGUGGACGAUCUGGAACAGUGGAUCGCAGAGAGGGAGGUGGUCGCCGGGUCACACGAGCUCGGACAGGACUACGAACAUGUCACUAUGCUACAGGAGCGUUUCCGUGAGUUCGCCCGUGACACUGGCAACAUUGGGCAGGAGCGCGUGGACGCCGUGAACAGGCUGGCUGAUGAGCUGAUCAAUGCUGGGCACAGUGACGCCGCCACCAUCGCUGAGUGGAAGGACGGGCUGAACGAGGCCUGGGCAGACCUUCUGGAGCUCAUUGACACACGCACGCAAAUCCUCGCCGCCUCCUACGAACUCCACAAGUUCUACCACGAUGCAAAGGAGAUCCUCAACCGCAUCCUGGACAAGCACAAGAAGCUGCCCGAGGAGCUGGGACGGGACCAGAACACCGUGGAGACCCUUCAGAGGAUGCACACCACAUUUGAACAUGACAUCCAGGCACUAGGCACACAGGUGCGACAGCUGCAGGAGGAUGCCGUUCGUCUGCAGUCUGCGUACGCCGGGGACAAAGCUGACGACAUCCAGAAGAGAGAAGGCGAGGUGCUGGAGGCCUGGAAGAACCUGCUGGAGGCGGUGGAGGGUCGUAGGGUCAAACUGCUGGACACUGGAGAUAAGUUCCGUUUCUUCAGUAUGGUCCGGGACCUCAUGCUUUGGAUGGAGGACGUCAUCCGCCUGAUCGAAGCUCAGGAGAAGCCCAGGGAUGUGUCGUCUGUGGAGCUGCUCAUGAACAACCACCAGGGCAUCAAGGCCGAGAUCGAUGCCCGUAAUGACAGCUUCACCGCUUGCAUCGAGUUGGGCAAGGCUCUGCUGGCACGAAAACACUACGCUUCAGAAGAGAUUAAAGAAAAGUUGCUACAGUUGACGGACAAGAGGAAAGACAUGAUUGACAAGUGGGAGGACCGAUGGGAGUGGCUCAGACUAGUGCUGGAGGUGCAUCAGUUCUCCAGAGACGCGGGGGUGGCGGAAGCCUGGCUGUUGGGACAGGAGCCGUACCUGUCCAGCCGUGAGAUCGGACAGAGUGUGGAUGAGGUCGAGAAACUCAUCAAGAGACAUGAGGCCUUCGAGAAGUCUGCCGCCACCUGGGAGGAACGCUUCGCCGCUCUGGAGAGGCUCACCACGAUGGAGUUGUUGGAAGUGCGGAGAAGGCAGGAGGAAGAGGAGAGGAACAGACAGCCUGCGGUCACUGAGGCCUCGCCCACUGAAGCUGCUGCACGGGAGGGAGAAGCAGCAGCUCAGAACGGCCUGCCCUCUGACCAGGAGUCGCCCAGGGACGGCGUGGACGGAGGCGAGGUGGUGAACGGAGUGUCAGAGCCCAGUCCCGCUGGGUCUCCCGGGGCCACGCGUAAGGGCAAGCCCAGCCAGGCCGCCACGCUGCCCCACACCAAAACAGACAGCCCCACCUCCCAGCUGGAGGGAGUACUGCACCGCAAGCACGAGUGGGAGGGGCAUAACAAGAAGGCUUCAAGCAGGUCGUGGCACAAUGUGUACUGCGUGAUAAACCAGCAGGAGAUGGGCUUCUAUAAGGACCAGAAGAGCGCGAGCCAGGGCAUCCCGUACCACAGCGAGAUCCCCGUGAGCCUGAAGGACGCCGUGUGUGAGGUGGCCACAGACUACAAGAAGAAGAAACACGUCUUUAAACUCAAAAUCACUGAUGGAAACGAGUAUCUCUUCCAAGCCAAAGAUGAUGAGGAGAUGAACACCUGGAUCUCCGCCAUCUCCAACGCUGUGUCGGGCGACAAGGGCGAGGUGACACCCAGCAGCCACAGCACGCCCGCACCCACCGCACGCGCUCAGACGCUGCCCGCCUCCGUCGCCACGACAGCCACCGCCGCAGAGUCCAGCCCGGGCAAGCGAGAGAAGGGGGACAAAGAGAAACGCUUCAGUUUGUUCAGCAAGAAGAAAUAGAUGCUCUUCCUAAAUCUGUCUCUCCCUCCCUCCUUCCUCUCUUUCUCUCUAUCUCUCUCUCUCUUUCUCUCUUUCCUCAUCCCUCUCUCCUCUUCCCUUCGGUGCUGUUUGGGUUGAAAAGUCUUACCGAUCUGAAACAAGGUGGAGUCAACGUGUAGCACCUGGCAUUGUAAUCACUACAGUACUAGCGCAUAGCAUAGCACUAAAUUUGAACUUAACGUUAAAAUGUCCAACUAAAACUCCCAAACAGCUAAUCCCUUCAUUUUUUCUUUACCCUCCCCCCUCCUCAUAGCGUGACUAGCAUGCGAGCUCCCAGCCAAAAGUCUCAAAUUUGUGCCUAAUGACCGACCGGGCUGGUUCAGAGCGCCACAAAACACUCCACGCCAUCUUGUUUUUGUAAUAUACGGAACAGGGAAAGAUAAAAAAAACAUCUCUUAAGGAAUUCCGAAUCUGAAAACGCGUCAGGCAGCUGCUGUUAAAUCCAAAAAUUCCAGUUUGCCAUUGAACAACAGUGCACUGAAGAGUUCCCAGUCUCUCCACUCGAUAUUCCCGCUUGUUUUUGCUUCGUUUGUCACCAUCAUCCUGCCUAUUUCUACUACUGCCUUCUGUGGGUUUGUGUUUACGCUUCCCCCCCAAAAAUUCUCACUUUUUUUUUUAUAAUUUUCCGUAUUUUUUUAUUUUAUUUUAUUUUAUGUUAUUAAUAUUUUUGUCGAAGCUAAUCUAGGGUCCAGUUCUUUUUUUUUUCCUUUUUUUGCAAGGCCUUGUCUUUGCAAGAUGAGUGUAUCCCUAUGUAAUGGGGAGACCGCGACAGGGUAAAACUCCGAAAAUUUACAUCUUAAAAAAAUGAAAAUCGUCUACAAAUAUCGUGGAAAAAAUACAGGAUGUAACCAUAAGUCCAUAAGUAUGCACUGAGUUAUAUAUGAAGGAUGAAUUGCGAUAGUAAACCAAUAAAACUUGCGUGUAAAUUCCGAGCUUUACCCUGCCGCGCUUUGAAACUGUAAUGUAUAACUUGUGUAUAACUGUUUAAAAAUGAACCUGUGUUUUAAUUUCACUAUUGCUACUACUAGUACUAAUAUACCCUCAAGUAAUAAGCUUAAUUUCUUAACCUCGCGUAAUCUACACUGCUAUCUGAAUGAAGGAUUAACUAGGCCUGACCAAUGAGAAUGUCUGAUAUUGCAUCCGAUAAUUUCAAUUGUGUUCACUUUUUUCCCACUUUUUUUGGUUUAUUUUUUCCCUUUCGUAAUAUUUGUUUUGUUUUUUUGUGAUAAAACUAAGCAAUGUUUUAAGAUUUAGUCCGACAUUAUGAAGAUGUUAUAAAAAUACGUACUUUAAGCUGUUCAAAAAACGUUGGAUUCUAUACAAAGCAUUUACCAGGAAGUGGUCCGUGUAUUGGUUGCUUGCUUGUUGGCUUAAGAAUUUUCAACCAUCUAUAAUAUAUGACCUAGCAGUGAAGUCUUUGCAGUUACUUCAAAUGGGAAAUUUCAGAAACGGAAGCCUGUUUGGGUCAAAAAUAACCUGUGUACAGUUCUAUGGUGAGAGGUGAGCGACGAAAAUAACUUAUGUACAGAUGAAAUUAGCAUGCGCUUAGAAUCCUUUCGCAGCUAUUAAACCUGAUCAUGUCAAAGUGGCACUAUGCUACACGUCAAUGCCAUAUGCUCGCUUGAUUAUUAUUGUACAUACCACCAUGAAGUCACCUACUUUUUAGGUUCUAACACUGCAAGGAAAUAUCUUGAUUUAAUGCCGAUAGCUUGAUAUAACUUAGGCAUGUCAAGUGGAAGUGCAUGUUGUACAAAUUCGCCCUACUGGCUGAUAAGACUGAAACCUGUUUUGCUAGUUUGAAUGAAUAUUAAUUUUGUAUUUAAUUUUAUAUCGCAAAAAAACUAAAAAAUCAUAGCUGGAAAACAACGUGGAGGAUGUGGAAAGCUGGAGGAGGGUGCGUUCGUCGGCUGUUGGAGACACUUCGGAGUAACUGGAACACUUCACUGGGGGUUGUUGGGUCCCUUUUCUAUAUUUUUUUGUUUAUCGCUACAUUCUCUGGCAAUUCCGAUUGAUAUAGUGUGCAUUCUUCUGUCACUGUAACCAUUAGUAACGAGAUCUUUAUUCAUAUUGCACAAUCAGAAAUGCCACGAUACGGGGCGGGCUAGCGGGUGGGCGGGGCUUGGGUUUGUUUAGCCGAGGUAUGUUGUGUGUGGCGUGGGCCGGGGGGCACUGCUAGUUGGAUCUGCACCUGUAGACUUCUCCCCUUCUCUGUUACAUAUGUGCAAAAAGCCAUUAAAAUGCUUUUAAAACGAA
This is a messenger RNA of Boleophthalmus pectinirostris (great blue-spotted mudskipper), 9982 nucleotides long. RefSeq names its product spectrin, beta, non-erythrocytic 1 (gene sptbn1). The record is from RefSeq and is a predicted model, not a curated record. NCBI's taxonomy places the organism in Eukaryota, Metazoa, Chordata, Actinopteri, Gobiiformes, Gobiidae. Gene Ontology annotation, biological process: protein localization to plasma membrane; actin cytoskeleton organization. Gene Ontology annotation, molecular function: actin filament binding; structural constituent of cytoskeleton; phospholipid binding. Bases 563 to 7690 code for a protein of 2375 amino acids. Gene Ontology annotation, cellular component: plasma membrane; spectrin; cortical actin cytoskeleton. The transcript has 43 exons.